Messenger RNA from Nannizzia gypsea CBS 118893, 348 nucleotides. RefSeq lists its product as hypothetical. The transcript is spliced from 2 exons. Bases 1 to 348 code for a protein of 115 amino acids. NCBI's taxonomy places the organism in Eukaryota, Fungi, Ascomycota, Eurotiomycetes, Onygenales, Arthrodermataceae. The record is from RefSeq and is a predicted model, not a curated record.
AUGUCGGCAAAAGGGCGGAGUAAUAAUGUCUUCUUGAGACGCUUCCGGCUCAGGCAAGCAAAGCUGCUACAAGACUCGGCAUUGGCAGGGAGGGAUUGUUCUUGUGACCUCGAAUCGAUGACGAUGAUCACCAACCGCGGGGCUGAGAAUAGAAACCUUAGAAGGGCCAUAGUCAGGGAUGCCCCUCGCUGGAGCGAGUCGAAGCAGCUGAGCUCCAUUCUGGCUGUUGAACUUUGGGGGCCAUCUGCCAUCUCUUGCUGCUACUCUUUUGGGGACUCUGCUGGUGCAUGCAUGCAUGAGUUGAUGCAGCAACCAUGCAACGAGAGUGAGAUGGGUGCAUGGAACUAG